AUGGCAAUAUUUACACUCAAAUUAAACUGGGUUAUACAAAUAUCUAUCUAUCUAUCCAUCUAUCUAUCUCAACUCCGUAUCUAUCUAUCUAUCUAUCUAUCUAUCUUAACUCGUCAUAGCAACCUCUCUUUAUUUAUCUAUCUAUCUAUCUAUCUAUCUAUCUAUCUAUCUAUCUAUCUAUCUAUCUCAGAUUGUUCAUAUCUAUCUAUCUAUCUAUCUAUGUAUCUAUCUAUCUCAGACUGUUCAUAUCUAUCUAUCUAUCUAUCUAUCUAUCUAUCUAUCUAUCACAUACUUCUGUUCAUAUCUAUCUAUCUAUCUCACUCUAUUCAUAUCUAUCUAUAUAUCUCAGUAUGUUCAUAUUUAUCUAUCUAUCUCAGUCUGUUUAUAUCUAUCUAUCUAUCUAUCUAUCUAUCUAUCUAUCUAUCUAUUUUAUGUCUGUUCGUUAUCUAUCUAUCUAUCUAUCUAUUUAUACAUAUACUGAAGUCUGUUCAUCCAUCUAUCUACGUAUCUAUCUAUCUAUCUAUCUUGAUAUCUAUGUUUAUAUUUAUAUAUCUAUAUCAUUUUAUUCAUUAUCUAUCCUGA
Messenger RNA from Acanthosepion pharaonis, 582 nucleotides. The record is from the annotation of a GenBank genome assembly. Lineage: Eukaryota; Metazoa; Mollusca; Cephalopoda; Sepiida; Sepiidae.